Trichoderma virens Gv29-8 is the source of this 512-nucleotide messenger RNA. RefSeq lists its product as uncharacterized. Lineage: Eukaryota; Fungi; Ascomycota; Sordariomycetes; Hypocreales; Hypocreaceae. The record is from RefSeq and is a predicted model, not a curated record. The annotation marks the transcript as partial. The transcript has a single exon.
CCGUAGUAUAAUCAUAUUUACAAGCCCUACCUGUCUCCGCUCAGAUGGAAUGCUUGCAGACGCAUCACUAAUAAUUGCUGUCUCGAAACGGAAGUAACCGCGUAGCUGCAUAUUAGACUCAGCCACCACCGCUUAUGCCGCCUUGCAACGGCCCAUUCCGACUUUACCUUCUUAAUUUUAUUCUUAUAGCUUUCAUCUUUAUAUUCACCUUCAUCUUCACUUCUGUUCUACUCUUUUCCUGUUUCCCUGUCCGCGAAGGGAGCAAAGAAUACUCACAUGUAUGGAAUUAUUAGCGCGAGCCUGCAUCUGGCCACCUACCCAACCAAGCUGGUUGGCGCCAUCUCCGUCUCAAACGCCCCUAUCCGAGAGUUUUUCCGUCUCAACUGUUUCAAGUCGCAUGAUCUGGCUUACGCGUGGGAAAACGCCGCAGAAUGGCAGAAAAGCCGCGGAUCAACGGGCACGCCUCAUACUCUCAAUGGCGAGCGAGAUUGAAGCAAACAAAGAGCCAGCAU